Messenger RNA from Pongo pygmaeus (Bornean orangutan), 625 nucleotides. Its product is annotated as putative G antigen family E member 3. NCBI's taxonomy places the organism in Eukaryota, Metazoa, Chordata, Mammalia, Primates, Hominidae. The transcript has 5 exons. The record is from RefSeq and is a predicted model, not a curated record. Bases 184 to 519 code for a protein of 111 amino acids.
UUAGCUGUGGGUGAAUGUGUGGAGGAGCCAGCUGGCUUUGGACAGGUCCUGCGGCACAGUCCGUGGCUUCUGAGGGAAAAGGGCCUCGCGGUCGUCGUCCGGCUCCUCCCAGGUCGCGACGCCACCGUGGGACUUGUCGUCGUGGCUGGGCUGGGACGAGGGACAAGGGAGGAAGUGGGAAAUAUGAGUGAGCAUGUGAGAACAAGAUCCCAAUCCUCAGAAAGAGGAAAUGACCAAGAGUCUUCCCAGCCAGUUGGAUCUGUGAUUGUCCAGCAGCCCACCGAGGAAAAACGUCAAGAAGAGGAACCACCAACUGAUAAUCAGGGUAUUGCACCUAGUGGGGUGAUUGAAAAUGAAGCAGCGCCUGCUGUUGAAGGGUCUGACGUGGAAGCUUUUCAACAGGAACUGGCUCUGCUUAAGAUAGAGGAUGAGCUUGGAGAUGGUCCUGAUGUCAGGGAGGGGAUUCUGCCCACUUUUGAUCUCGCUAAAGUGCUGGAAGCAGGUGAUGCACAACCGUAGGUUUCAACCAAGACAAAUGAAGAUUGAAACCAAGAAUGUUAUUCUUAAUCUGGAAAUUUGACUGAUAACAUUCUCUUAAUAAAGUCUUACAGUUUUCUGCAAAGAA